Priapulus caudatus is the source of this 1847-nucleotide messenger RNA. RefSeq lists its product as uncharacterized. The record is from RefSeq and is a predicted model, not a curated record. Lineage: Eukaryota; Metazoa; Priapulida; Priapulimorpha; Priapulimorphida; Priapulidae. The transcript is spliced from 10 exons. Gene Ontology annotation, cellular component: nucleus. Bases 1 to 1443 code for a protein of 480 amino acids.
AUGUCCCCGGAGGUACUGCCGGAAGCUUUUAUUGUAGUGUGUAGAAGUAUUGUCACUAAACACAUUUUCUUUUUUUUGUCAGCAUUAACCUCAGAAUGGAUCAAGUUCUUCAAAGAUGCUGGUUUGCCACCAACAAUUGCUGCUAAAUAUGCAAUACUCUUCACAGAUCAUAGGAUACAGCGAAACAUGCUGUCUGAUUUAUCAAAGGAAAUUCUGAGUGAUAUGGGUAUUCAAGCUCUUGGUGACAUCAUAGCCAUACUGAAAUACGCCAAAGAUGUUUACACUCAGGAAGAGAGGGAGAAGGUGUACUCAGGCGGGGACAGUGCUGGCAGUGUCAGUGGUAGUAGUACACCAAAACGAGAUACACCUACAAGCAGAACUGUGGCUCGUUAUUUGCCAAGGUCAUAUGAUAUGGGGCCCAUGAACUCGCCCAUGUUAAGUGCCAUCAGCAAAGAGACGACAACGUCAGGUCUUUCAAGAGCACUUGCAGCCAGACUUGGGAAUGCACAGCAAACUUUGGUGGCCAAGCCAUCACCUUCUGUUUCUGGAAGGCUAGGGAAGAGAAAGACGGUUGUCACUACCAAAACUGUAGCUGCCAAGCAAAAGGAAGAGGUUCCUGUCCAGAAGAAGAGGAGGGUACUUCCAGAACAUGAAGGUGGUUACAAGGUGAAGAUGCCAGAGGGAACAACUGCAAAAACCAAGAAAAUACUUGCCAUGCAGAAGAAAAAAGCUACGAAGUCUGUAUUUGAUAGACUUGGUGCUAGCAGCGAAGUGAGCAGUUCAAGUGGUCCAAAGAUAACUAUCACUGUCCCAAAGGAAUCUACUCAGUCUACUAAUGCGAGAUCUGUCUUCGCCCGUCUUGGGCCAGGAGCGAAGAUACAGGCAGCCACAUCAACCUCCUGUGAUGAGGACGUGGUUGAGGAGAUGGAGGUGGAGGAUGAUGAUGACGUGGUCGAAUAUGCCGGCGUACUGAAAACGCCCAAGCCUCGAGUGACCCCGCCUGCUAAGCCAACACCCAGACCGGCAGGAAAGUUCGUCAUCUCAAAGGCCAGCUCCACAAUAGUGUUGAAGAAUGCUGCUGACACAACAAUUGGAGUAGAAAGCGCUGGAAUUUUAGCCGGCAAAGCAAGAACGAAGCCGAGUGUUAUGCAACGCCUCGGCAGUGGCACCCUCCCUACACCCGCCAGCAAGAAUACAAAGGUCAUCAUCACGAAGCCAGUGUCUGCAUCAGUGUUGAGUAGAGCACCUGUGACCAGGGCCAGCACUAGCAAUCUCUUGAUCUCAUCAACCACAGGGGGGCGCAAGAUUGCCACAACAAGAAGUGCGAGCAUCAGUGUACGCAGAGGAGGAGGAGGUGGUGGAAGGGGAGCGCGAGGGGGACGCGGAGGCGCCAGUGGAAAAAGUGGUGGAGUGUUCAGCCGUCUGGGGCGCGUAAAUCUUUAAGCACAUACUAGGAGGCUGGAGCAGGGCUUUUUUGCAUGCAAUUUUUUGUUUAUACUAUUGUUCAGUAGGUUCUACCCAACCCUUAGUUAAUCCAUUGUCUUUAAUAUUAAAUAUCAGAUUGUGUGUUAUCCAAUAAGUUUACCUGAAGAGUUAGUAGAUAGAUUAUAAUGUAGUUAUACAGUAAUUAUAUUUAUGUAGGUUCUGUAACAUCAAGAUGGUGUGUGAACACAGCACUCGACCAUACAGUUUUUCGUGAUAAGAAACUAGUUUAUUAUUACAUUUAUUUCAUUACGAGUGGAGUGUCAAAAUUGUGUCAACAAUCAUGUCAAAAUUGACCAUCCUUUUUCUGAAUAUUGGAAAACAGUUUCUCUCUUUGUAAAUAAACUGAAUUUAAUAAGCACUAA